Messenger RNA from Labrus mixtus (cuckoo wrasse), 416 nucleotides. Its product is annotated as shugoshin 2-like. The record is from RefSeq and is a predicted model, not a curated record. The coding region runs from base 1 to 405 and encodes 134 amino acids. The transcript is spliced from 3 exons. Lineage: Eukaryota; Metazoa; Chordata; Actinopteri; Labriformes; Labridae. Gene Ontology annotation, cellular component: chromosome, centromeric region.
AUGGGCACGAGCCGUCCGACGGUGCAAAACCGCGGCGCUGACGGAGUAUACACGUCUUCCUUCUUCAAGGUGUCUCUGAAGAAGAACAACAAGGCCCUGGCUGUUGCUCUGGAGAUGCAGAAGGAGCGGAGCCGGCAGCUGGAGAAAGACAUCAUGUUCCUUCAGAAACAAGUGGAGGCUCUGUGCUUUGAGUUAGCCGCAAAGAAGUACAAGCACAGGAAACUGCUCCUCAUCUUGAAAAACCUCCACAGCAACACUCGACAGCACCUGGACAUGGUGGCUGACUUGUUCUCUGACGGUGUAAGACGUAUUUCCACUCAAACACUUUCUCUUUUUGUGUGUUACCUAGAGAUAGACAUUAAGGGCACAAUUGUACUUGAAAGACGCACAGUAUUAUCUCAGUGAUGUUAUUUUGA